This is a messenger RNA of Podospora bellae-mahoneyi, 120 nucleotides long. RefSeq lists its product as uncharacterized. The record is from RefSeq and is a predicted model, not a curated record. The coding region runs from base 1 to 120 and encodes 39 amino acids. The transcript has 2 exons. NCBI's taxonomy places the organism in Eukaryota, Fungi, Ascomycota, Sordariomycetes, Sordariales, Podosporaceae.
AUGUCGAAGAAGAAGAUGGUCAUGGAAGAGGAGCCGGCGAACUGCUUGUCCUUGCCAGGCGAGUUUGUUCCCCUCCGGUUACACCGCGCUGAUUCUACAAAGUUCAGUUUUUACAUUUAA